Messenger RNA from Colletotrichum siamense, 888 nucleotides. Its product is annotated as Meiotically up-regulated gene 14 protein. The transcript is spliced from 3 exons. NCBI's taxonomy places the organism in Eukaryota, Fungi, Ascomycota, Sordariomycetes, Glomerellales, Glomerellaceae. Gene Ontology annotation, molecular function: actin filament binding. The record is from RefSeq and is a predicted model, not a curated record. Gene Ontology annotation, cellular component: cytoskeleton. Bases 1 to 888 code for a protein of 295 amino acids.
AUGUCGCCCAGCGCAACGGAACCUACUCCCGCCCCGGCCCCCGCACCGGCUCCGGCCUCGGCGCUGGACUCGGGAAAGUCGACAGGCAAGGUGAAGAGACUCCAUCAGAUCCCCGUCCCGGAGUCGAAAGAGGCCGCACGUCAAUGGCAGCUGGAACAGAUGGCCGCUGCCUUCCGCAUCUUUGCAAAGCUGGGCUUCUCGGACGGUAGCAGUGGGCACAUCAGUCUCAGAGACCCCGUAAGACCAGAGACGUUCUGGAUCAAUCCGUAUGGAGUGCAUUUCGGCGUUCUCAAGGUGUCGGACAUGGUCCACAUUGAUGAGGACGGCAACCGUCUGGGCGGCGCCGAUAAGCCCGUGAACACGGCCGGCUUCAUGAUCCACUCGGCCCUGCACAAGAGGCGACCGGACAUCAACGCUGCCUGCCACAUGCACAGCCCCUAUGGUCGGGCAUGGAGCACUUUCGGCAGACCAAUCGAGAUGCUGAAUCAAGACUCCUGCAUGUUCUACAACGAUCUCUCCGUGUACCCCUCAUUCGGGGGUGUCGUGCUCGCCAAGGAAGAAGGCCAGCGCAUCGCCGACAACCUUGGCCCCACGAACAAGAACCUCAUUCUCCAGAACCAUGGCCUUCUUACUUGCGGUGGCACGAUCGGCGAGGCCGCUGCAUUCUUCAUCGCUCUUGAGCGUGCCUGUCAAUCGCAGCUUCUGAUUGAGUCCGCCAUUGCGCCUGGAAGCAAUGGUGCCGCAAGUGGUCUGAACAAGACUUUGGUCGAUGAUGAGGAGGCCCAGUACACCAAGGACGGUACCGGGACACCUGAAGUCAUGUACAUGCAGUUCGUUCCGGAGUACCAGUUGAUCUUGAAGGAGUCUGGCGGCGACUUCCUGUUGUAA